Amaranthus tricolor (Joseph's coat) is the source of this 381-nucleotide messenger RNA. RefSeq lists its product as uncharacterized. Gene Ontology annotation, molecular function: nucleic acid binding; zinc ion binding. The transcript has a single exon. The coding region runs from base 1 to 381 and encodes 126 amino acids. NCBI's taxonomy places the organism in Eukaryota, Viridiplantae, Streptophyta, Magnoliopsida, Caryophyllales, Amaranthaceae. The record is from RefSeq and is a predicted model, not a curated record.
AUGCCUAUUUGGAUCCAACUUCCCAAGCUCAAAGUGGAAUACAAGAGUGAAGGUAGCCUUAAGAAGAUAGCAGGAAUAAUAGGAAAUGUCAUCAAACUGGACAAAGCCACACGCCAGAAAACUAGACUAAGGUUUGCCCGAGUCCUAGUUGAGAUGAAGAUCAAUGAUGACUUCCUAGAGGAAAUUCAUUUCACUAAUGUGAAGGACGAAUUGGUUACUCAGCAAGUGGUCUAUAAACGAAAAUCGAUCAUGUGCACCAAGUGUAACAAAAUGGGUCAUAGUGAACAGAAAUGCAAAUGGAACAAAGGGAAGGAUAAAGCCCCCAAAAAAGACAAUAGACUGUGGAAAGACAAGGAUGGCUUCCAAUUGGUGGUCAGGUAA